Messenger RNA from Asterias rubens (European starfish), 2499 nucleotides. RefSeq names its product coiled-coil domain-containing protein 166-like. The record is from RefSeq and is a predicted model, not a curated record. The transcript is spliced from 7 exons. Lineage: Eukaryota; Metazoa; Echinodermata; Asteroidea; Forcipulatida; Asteriidae. Bases 130 to 1002 code for a protein of 290 amino acids.
UCUGGUACCCGUUUAUGCACUUUUAAUUUACGUGUGUAAUAGUAUUGUCGUAACAGGUAUCAAACUGCAUGCACAACUGGCUGUCAAACUGCAAAAUUAAUCUCUCAUUUCGUCGUUCAAACAUUCGAAAUGCCUCCAAAGAAAGGUAAAGGUAAGGGUAAAAAGGGCAAAAAAGGGAAAAAGGAUGACGGAGAGGAAAACUAUGAAGCUCCAGAACCGACUGAGAAGGAGAACUUGUUGAAAGCAGAGUUGGAUACUCUCACUGAGGAACUUGCAAGCAUCAAGAAGAAGGUGGAGGAACUUCGCAAGGAGAAUGAAUGGUUACAGCAAGAGGCUCAUCAAACUAGGGUGGAAAGUCAUGAGUACAUGUCUUACAUGUCUAAGAAGGCACACAAACGCCAGACAACCAUCGUCACAUUGAGCGAUCAGAAUCAGCAAGAGAUUCGUAUGAUCAACGAGCAAAAAGAACAAAUGCUGCAGGAGUACGAGGAUAAGAAAAAAGUUCUAAGAGAUACUUUAAUGGAGAAGGAAGCAGAGUUAGCAAAGACGAGGAAAGAGCUGGAUGAGCUAGAGGAAUAUAAACGCCUUCAAGAAGGUCAGGUGAAGAGGAUACGAGACCUGGAGAAGGAAGUCCUUAGGAUGCGAGGGAAACAUACAGAGACCAUCCAGAAACUCAAGUCUCAAUUCCUGAAGGAGAAGAGAGAGUAUCAGGGAGAAUCUGAAUCCAAGAUUCAGGAGGUUGGGAGGCAGGCAAAUAAGGAGGCCAUGCACUGUCUUCAAGAGCACACUACUCGUAUCAAAGACGAGAACCGAGAUCUCAGACAAGAGCUUCUCAAACUCAUCCAGAAAUCACGUGCACUGAACGAGCACAAGGUGCAGCUGUCUGGACAACGCAAAGAGCUCCUGAGGGAACAACAGUAUGCUGCCGACCUGAAGAAACUGCACGGCACCAGGCAACACAAGGUCCUCAAAGCAUUCGGGAUGUUGGAGAGUGCAGAGUGAGUCAUUGAGGAAAUAUGGAGGAAGGGUUUGUCUGGUUGAUAGGGGGCAACAGUUGUGCUUUAUCUGUUGACCCUCUUGCACCAGCAUCACACUCUGAUACCAUCGGCACGCUCGCCAUUUUGGGAGUCAUUUUGCACUUGCUGUAAACAAGAUGGUGUGUAGUAAAUUCUGCCUAGCCUAAAAAUGCACACUGCAGUAAACUGCCCUUAUACAGGGAUGAGAUAAUUCAGAAUUUUUAUCUGAAUUCACACUUUCUUGGUAAUCAGGAUGCGGUAUUUUUCUCCAAAUUAAAUGAGUCAUGCUCUUGGAUCUACUUCUCUAGCACUGAAGACACUGUUCCAAGAAGCUUUUGGAAUCUUUAACUACAGGGGUGAUCAGAAGGUGGAAUUUCCAUCAUUUUGAUGUACCUCCGAAGAUCUGGAUCCCAGUCUCAGACUUUUUGGUCAGCACCGACUCUCAGAUCUGUGUAACACACAGGGACGAUGACUCCCAAAAUGGCACAACCAAGCUUAUUGUGGCGAGUUGGGCCAAUAUACUGUUUCAGUGAGUCUUGAUUUACAUUUCUGCUACAGAAUUUGAGAGUUCAACAGCAUAUUGAGAAAACUUUUCACCAUGUGUUGAACAGUGCUUCCUUGCAGCUUUGUUGGGUUGCAUCAACGGGAGAACAGUGGGUGGUCCAUGGGUGCUUUCUUGUACCCAGUGACUGUGGCAGACCCUUUUUUUUUUUAAUUACAUGAAUACGUUCCGUCCAGCGUUUAGUUUUUCAAGUGUUUAUAAAUUAACUUUUAAAAGUCAACCUGAGGUACUUUAUUCAUUUUCUCCACCCAAUUAUAGUACUAUUAUGUGUAAAUAGAUUAUGCUGUUUAUAGUAACAGAGGUUCUGGGCGAUUUUAUGUCUGUCUAAGAUGUUCAGUUGACCCAGGGCUUGUUACUUAAAUUGCUUGCAGAACCAGAAUUGUUUUACAAGACUAAAAUCAAAAUGACAAAUGACACAGCUUAACAUACAUUUAAUGGUUUUUAUUUGAACAAGUAUUAAGAAAUGUAAAGAGCUGAUUCAUCUCAUUUGUCUUUAUGAGUAUCAAUACUUCAUAACUGAAUAGAAAUGAAAUGUAGUCUGUCAGACUCAAAAUUACCGUUUCUUAUUCAACUGUAACACCACAAGCCCACCGAGCAUGUCCAGUCAUUAGUUUACUGGCCCGACACUAAAGCUACUGGCCACAGACCUGUAAUCCAGUGUCAAAUUUGAUGUCCAAGGCGUGCUCUAGAAUGUAGAAGGGUUCAAUUGUACACUGGCUGUGGUUAUUUCCUCCGAACCUCAAUAACACUAAAGAGUACAGUGCUUCAAAUCAUCAGUUGUUCAAGAAUAUACCUCUUGCAUAGCCCACCAAUGCUGAUGUCAAACGGAAAUUUGCACACUACACUCACAACCUUUGACCUCAGUGAGGGCACUUGAGCAGGGGGGGGGGGGGUCUAGUACAUCAUUUACCCUUUUUUCUU